ACUUUGGGCUUUGAAAUGUGCGGAGUCAAGUCUGAGUUCAAGUCAAUUAAAAGUUGCAUUUGUCAAACUGACAACACAUGCAGUGGUACAGUACUAGGUAGAUAGCGUUUCUAUAAUCUACCUGACAGCUCAUAAUAUCAAGGUAGCAAUCCAGUCUACGCAGAAAGCAUGUCCUCUAAGGAGCUAGAGGGGGUCAGCCCUAUCCACCAAGUGGGUGCCAUAGAGACUAGGCCUCAGCAACUGGUGGGCUCAGGCUCUCAUGGACACGAUAGCCCACACAUUGGAAACAUUGAGACAUCCAAAGGCAAGAUGGAUGGUAGCUCCAUGGACGAGAAGAGGAAAGAGCACAUUGCCUAUGAGUACCUCUGUCAUCUGGAAGAGGCCAAGAAAUGGAUAGAGGCGUGUGUUGAGGACGAGUUGCCCCCGACAACAGAGUUAGAGCAGGCUCUAAGGAACGGAGUAAUCCUCUGUCGACUGGGCCACUACUACGCCCCCACAGUGAUCCCUAUCAGGAGGAUCUACGACUUUGACGAAGCGAAGUAUAAGGCCAAGGGUCUUCAUUUCAAGCACACGGAUAACUUCAACUUUUGGUUGAACAGUCUGGCAAACAUUGGACUGCCCAAGAUCUUUUACCCCAUCACUACUGACCUGUACGAUCGUAAGAACAUGCCGAGAGUCAUCUACUGUAUCCAUGCCCUCAGUCUGUACCUGCACAAGCUCGGGAAGGCACCUCAGAUUGAAGACCUACUGGGGACCGCCACUUUCACAGAGGAGGAGAUUAGUACGAUGAGAAUGGAGUUGGACAAGUACGGCAUUAGGAUGCCCCACUUCGGCAAGAUCGGAGGAAUUCUAGCCAAUGAGAUGACGGUGGACGAAGCAGCUGUCCAUGCAGCUAUCCUGGCAAUCAACGAGGCCUUGGACAAAGACGACCCUGUGGAGACGCUGACUGCCCUACAGAACGCCAACGCCUGUCUAGUCAAAGUGGAGGAGAGCAGUGCUCCUCGCUACCACGACCUCCUCCUGGGGGCCAAGAAGGACAAGGAAAAUAGAGCCACUCAGAAUGGAGAUGUGGAGGAGUCAGAACGAGACGUAUAUGAGGUGAUCCUCACCCAGUCAGAGAUACAGGACAAGCUAAACGAGGUCAACGUCGCUGUUGCCAAGGAGAUCGCAGAGGCUAAGUUGCGAGAAGCCACGAGUGCCGUUAACAGAGCAAUAGAGUCGACCAGCAAGACUGAGCUACUGCGGUCACUACAGAGUGAAGAGGCACGAUUCAGUGACGUGAGACCGGAGAACAUGCAGUGGUACAUGGAGAUACUCUCGAAGGCCAUCAACGACAAGGCAGAACACGAGGAGUCUGAGGGUGGUGAGCUGAGUCACAACGAGAUCCAGGAGCUCAUCAACAUAGCCAACGAGGUGGCAGACCACACCAGAAGAGUGGAUGCUGCAGUCCGCUCUGUCAACCAGACCCUUGAAGGUGGUGAUGCCGACCAAACACUGGCUGCCCUACAGAACGAGGACCUUGAUGUACCGGACUUGUACCCUGAGAACAAAGAGUACUACCACGGGGGUCUGCUGGCCAUGAAGGGGGGAAAAGGUGGGGGGUCUCUUAAGGAGGAGGAGAUCAAGGCGGGCGUUAAGGAGAUGAACGAGAAGGCAGAGUAUGACAGAUCAGUCGAUCAUGUGAUUGACACCAUCAAUCAGGUGUCCAGUGGUGCUGAGUCAGCAAAUCCAGCCGAUCUCCUGGCCAAUCUCAAGAGCAGUCUGGUUGACGUGGGAACUGUCGAGGACUCAUCAGCAGUCAGAUAUCAGAAUGCCCUUGAGGAGGCUCGACUGAGGAAAGGUGGUGCUCUCACAGAGGCAGAGAUACGUGAUGUCGUGGCUCAGGUCAACGAGGAAGUCAGACAAGAGACACUCUCUGCUGAGGCCAUUGUCACCAUCAACAGUACACUGACAGCAGAUGACCCUCAGGCUCUUAUAGAGGCGCUACAAAGCGACUAUGCCCAUCUGGAGGGUAUCCAAGAGCCCCAGGCCCCUCACUACCUGACGCUACUCAAGGCUGCUCUUGCGGCUAAGUUGGAGAGUGACCCAGAGGCAGCGUUGAGUAGGGAAGAGAUACAAGGCGUGAUAGAGAAGGCCAACGCUCAGACUGUGGAGGCACUGGAGUACGCCAAGGCGGUGAGCUCCAUCAACCGUGCUGUGGAGAGCAACGACCCAGCUGCCACAUUGGAGGCCAUCAAAGCCCCCACUACCAACAUCCGCUCCAUAACUGACAGCUGCACUGACACGUACUUAGAGAAACUGAGUGCAGCACGACAGGAGAAAGUGGACAAAGGAGUGUCUGACAAUGAUGGAUGGUCAGCCCACCACCUUCGUGGGGGGUACACCUACUACCAUAACAGCCAGACAGGGGAGGGGCAGUGGGCAGAGCCUCAAGGAUUCACUGGAGAAUCUUGUGAACUCAGCAAAGAUGAAAUACAGGCUGUGGUUACCAAGGUGACGGCAGACUAUGACAGGUGGACUCUGAUGCAAGCCAACGAGCCACUCAUCAUCCAGAUACAAGCCAGAGUGAGGGGGGCUAGAGAGAGACGACCGUACAAGGAGAGACUCGAGUUCCUCUCCUCACGUCAAGAGGACACUGUCAAGCUACAGGCUGCCUGGAAAGGAUUUAAACAGAGGAAGGCUUACACGGAGAGACUCGAUUACCUCUCAAAGCAAACAGCUGUUGCCGUGAAGAUCCAGUCUAUAGCCAGGAUGUGGAAAACUAGAGCAGCUUACAAAGACAGAUUAAAGUACUUCAAAGAUCACGAAACAGAGGUGGUGAAAAUCCAGGCGUUCAUGAGAGCCAAGAAAGCAAAGAAGGAGUACACCCAGCUGGUCCAGGUCACCCAACCCCCAGCCUCCACCGUGAGGAAGUUCCUGGCACUGCUUGAACAGAGUGACAUUGACUUCAGCGAGGAAAUAGAAUGUCAGCGAUUAAAGGCCAAAGUUGUACAGUCGAUCCGCUCCAACCAACAACAGGAGCAAGACCUGAAUGUGAUGGACAUCAAGAUCGGGCUACUGGUCAAGAACAGAAUCACCCUUCAAGACGUGGUGACUACCUCCCAGCAAGUCAAGAAGAAGGAUAAGAAACACAACAGAGCAUCAAUGCUAUUGGACGGCUCUCUGCCCGGAGGAGUAGGUGGUUUCAGCAGGGCCAAUCAAGAAAUGAUAGAGAACUACCAGCACCUCUUCUACCUGCUCCAAACCCACCCAAUCUACCUGGCCAAGCUGCUGUUUGAGAUGCCUCAGAACAAGACCAACCGUUUCAUGGAGAAUGUGAUCCUGGCUGUGUUCAACUACGCCCAGAACAACAGAGAGCAGUACCUGCUCAUCAAGCUGUUUGACACCGCUCUCAGGGAGGAGAUCGAGUUAAAAGUGGACAAGAUUAUGGACAUAGUGACUGGCAAUCCCACGGUUAUCAAGAUGGUGAUCCAUUAUACCCGAGGGGAGAGAGGUCAGAAUGUCUUGCGAGAUCUACUGGGACCCCUCAUUCAGGAGGUGCUCGAUAUGAAGGACUUGCAGCUGUACACGUCACCCGUGGAUAUCUACCGGGCGUGGAUCAACCAGAUGGAGACUCAGACUGGAGAGGCCACUAAACUUCCCUAUGAUGUGUCCAAUGACCAGGCCCUGGAGCACGAGCCAGUGAGACAGAAGGUCGCCGCCACAGUCAAGGCAUUGAGAGACCUCUCUGACAGAUUCCAACAAUCUAUAUUCGACUCAGUCAACAAAAUACCCUAUGCAAUGAGGUACAUAGCGAUGAAGCUGCGACAGGAGCUACAGGCCAAGUUCCCUGAGGCACCCGAGGACGACAUCAUCAAGGUGGUGGGUAACCUCCUCUAUUAUCGCUACAUGAACCCUGCCAUCGUUGCACCCGAUGCCUUCGAUGUUGUUGACGCAGGCAUGGACAAUCAGCUGUCUACUGACCAGAGACGAAACCUGGGCUCCAUUGCCAAAGUUUUGCAGCAUUCCUCGGCUGGAAAGAUGUUUGAGGCUGAGAAUGCUGCCCUGUCAGUAAUGAACCCAUACAUUCAGGAAGCCUUCAAGAAGUUUAGAGAGUUCUUUCUGCGAGCAUCAACAGUGGACCCCCCAGACAAAAGACUGGGUAUCGACGAGUACUCUGACGUGACCAUGCUCACCAAACCAAUCAUCUACAUCAGUGUCAAGGAGAUAUGCUCCACCCACUCUCUGCUAAUUGACCACGAGGAAUCCAUCGCCCCCGACAGCAAGGACCCCAUCCACGAGAUCCUCAAGGACCUAGGACCAUCACCCUCCGUAGAAGCACUUGUUGGAGGUGUUAGGGAGACAGCACCGGGAGAGGACAAACAGGACCUGGUUAACGAGGCAGGUAAACAGGAGAUCCCCCUCACCCUCACCAACAAGGUGGAGAAGCUCGCAGAGGAGGAUGAGAGCACCAACAUGAAGGCCCUGUUUGUCAGGACCAAGAGAAUGGCUGUCGAUGUGCUCAAGGUCCAGCCGGGGGAGAAUCUGACGACAGUGCUGUAUACACCAGCCACCCCUGAGCAGGAGGAGGAGCAUCAGGAGCUGGUCAAAAAGAUGGAGCAAGCAGAACAGGAAAACUUACAGAGGUCUCUCACCAUCAUGAAGAAAUCAGAGUCAUCCUUCAAUGACAGAAGCCUGCCGCUAGAGGGCAUGAAGAGGAAGAUAAUGCGUAACCUUCGCACCUUGGAACAGGAGGGACUGGUCAACAGCAAGAAUGACUAUCAGGAGAUCAUCAACGCUAUUGCUCAGGACAUUAGAAACCAGCAUCGUUACCGACAGCAACGGAAAGAAGAGCUGACUCGGUUAAACCAAACUUUGGAUAAAUUGAACAAGAAGGCGUCGUUCUAUGAAGAGCAAAUGGAUUUCUACCAGCAGUAUGUUCGCUCUUGUCUUGACCAGCUGGCAUUAGCGAGCUCUAAGGGAAGCAAGAAGGCUACCGAGGGAUUCAAGAAACAGACUGUCAAAUACAACGCUCAUAAACUGUUUGAGAAAGGAGUUGUCCUGGAGAUCGAAGGAUUACCUAAUCACCAGUUCAGAAAUGUUGUGUUUGAAAUCACAUCGGUGGAUGUGGGAAAGUUUGAGGUGUCUGGUCGUUUCCUGGGCAGGCAGAUAGAGAAGGUGGAGCUGGUCUUCCAGGACCUCCUUCAGCUGCAAUACGAGGGCCUGGCAAUCAUGAAGAUGUUUGGAAGGGCCAAAGUGAACGUUAAUCUGCUCAUCUUCCUCAUAAACAAAAAGUUUUACGGCAGAGUAGCGUAGCGUUCGGAUUUCCACUAGCAAAUUGUAUUCAUUGACAAUUUACUGUGCAUGUGCUGUCUGUGACACUGUAGGGAGCAUUGAAUUGUCUAUAUCACUAUAUAGGACUAUAGAGUAUUAAUUGCAGAAAUUUAUUAUGUACGUAUGCUUAUCUUGUCUCAAUUUUUGUAUACACACCAUCAUAAUAAUUAUGUUAUAUUGCUGCAUGCAUGUA
Messenger RNA from Halichondria panicea, 5506 nucleotides. RefSeq names its product ras GTPase-activating-like protein IQGAP1. The record is from RefSeq and is a predicted model, not a curated record. Bases 169 to 5295 code for a protein of 1708 amino acids. The transcript has 35 exons. Gene Ontology annotation, biological process: regulation of GTPase activity; mitotic actomyosin contractile ring assembly actin filament organization. Gene Ontology annotation, molecular function: GTPase activator activity; calmodulin binding; actin filament binding. NCBI's taxonomy places the organism in Eukaryota, Metazoa, Porifera, Demospongiae, Suberitida, Halichondriidae. Gene Ontology annotation, cellular component: cell cortex.